Nicotiana tabacum (common tobacco) is the source of this 1867-nucleotide messenger RNA. Its product is annotated as protein BIG GRAIN 1-like A. Gene Ontology annotation, biological process: auxin-activated signaling pathway. NCBI's taxonomy places the organism in Eukaryota, Viridiplantae, Streptophyta, Magnoliopsida, Solanales, Solanaceae. The record is from RefSeq and is a predicted model, not a curated record.
UCUUUUCUAUUUGGUUCAGUUAGAAUUUUGAUCAACUGCAUGAUCAAUGGAUCUGCUAGAGUUUUGAAACAUGAGAUAGUCUCUCUCUCUCUCUCUCUUCCCCUUUUUCUCCUGUCAAAUCUACUACUGCAAAAUGUCAAACAUGACUUCCACCAAAGGUAUUUUUGACAUUAUUUUUACUACUACGGAAUACUUUUCCGCAAAGUUUCUUUUGUCAUUGGUCUUUAAUCUCCUUUAAAGAAUUUGUAAAAACAAAACGUGUGCUAUCUCAUGAUACUGCUGGUAGAAUUUGAAGUAUGCUCAUUUAUACUCCACCCCUGCACUUUGGAGAUACAAGUGCUUCUGAAAUAAUAAUAAUACCCUCUGUACAAGAAGUAUUUGAAUAUUGAGUAAUCAAUUACUGUACUCUUUUUGUUGGUUAUAAAUUUAAUAUAAUAACCAGAAGUAGACAACGACAGUAAAGGAAACUGACCAGCACUUACUUAGCCAUUCUGGCAGAAUCACACGCACGCGCGCGCGCUAAGUUUCCUUCUUUUUAUAUAAAUGCAUUCUACUUCCUAGUCAGUUACAUCAACCACAAGUCCCUACCUUUCCCUUUCAUAUUCUUGUCUCUGUUUAUUUCUCAUUUUGCUUGUUCGUUUCAUUCAUAUUUCUCACUUGGUUAAACUCAGUUUUGUACUCUUUAUAGAGAAAAUGUCUUCUUGGGAAAAACCUAUAAUAAGAAAGGAAAGGCUUCAGCAAAGGCGAAAAACGCCAUCGUUUUCUUCCUCUUUGCUCGAAGCCAUUUACCAAUCCAUUGAUGAAUCCAAAGAAGAAGAAGAAAAACGUCAAGAAGAAAACCAUGUUCCGAAUAAAAGGAACAAUACUGUGGAAUCUGAACAAGAAAUUACUAGUCUUCGACGAGCAAUCUUGAUCGAGAAAUGGAUGGAAAGUUACAAGUAUACUCAAAGCUCAGGACACUUUAGUUCCGAUUCAAGUUCAUCAACUGACUCAAGCAUGUUUUCAUCCUCAGAAACUGAGUCAGCUUCAAGAUCUACCUCUAAGUCAGCACUUUUUCAGACAUUGCCAAAACCAACAAGACAAGUUCGUGAAAUACUUGUUCGAUCAGAAAAGGUUGUUACAUUGUCUGCAGAGACAACUCCAAAAUGUGAAGGAGGAAGGUUUAUGAGAACAAAAACAAGAGCCUUGAAAAUUUAUGGUGACUUGAAAAAGGUGAAACAACCUAUUUCACCAGGUGGGAAAAUAGCAAACUUCUUGAAUUCGAUAUUCAAUUCAAGAAAUAUGAAGAAAAACCACCACCACCACCACCACCACAACCAACAAGGUAUGGAAGAUUGGAGUUCGGUGAGGAAAUCAAGAUCUGUGAAUGACUUAAGUAGUACUGUGACAUGUUCAUUGGCUUCAAGUUCUUCUUGCUUAAACAAAAGUACCCCUUCUUCGACGAGAGGUAAAUCGAAAAGAUCAGUUAGAUUUUGCCCUGUUAGUGUAAUUGUUGAUGAAGAUUGUCAACCUUGUGGACACAAGAGUAUAUACAAGAAUGAGGAACCAAGAAAUUGGCAUGUUCCUAAAGUAGGGAGCUUCAGAAACUUCGAGGGAAAACACAUAAACAAGAAUCAAUACAGAGGAUUUUACGAAAGUGAAGAGGAAGAAGAUGAUGAUGGUAGGAGUUGUGCAAGUUCUGAUUUGUUUGAACUUGAGAAUAUUGGCAUGAUUAGUCAUGUUCAUGCAACUAGAAAUGAGUUGCCUGUGUAUGGAACUACUAGUUUGAAAAUGAAUCAAGCAAUUGCUAGGGGUUUAGUUAUGUGAGGUAAUAUUUCAUUAGAUCAUCAAUGUAAACACUUAAAAAUGAGUGAUUUGUCUUCUUGUA